This is a messenger RNA of Rhea pennata, 5010 nucleotides long. It is a transcript of the gene SMC6, whose product is annotated as structural maintenance of chromosomes 6. The record is from RefSeq and is a predicted model, not a curated record. The transcript has 29 exons. Gene Ontology annotation, biological process: double-strand break repair via homologous recombination. Gene Ontology annotation, molecular function: single-stranded DNA binding; ATP hydrolysis activity; damaged DNA binding. Gene Ontology annotation, cellular component: Smc5-Smc6 complex; site of double-strand break; nucleus. The coding region runs from base 306 to 3596 and encodes 1096 amino acids. Lineage: Eukaryota; Metazoa; Chordata; Aves; Rheiformes; Rheidae.
UCUUCCGUUCCCGCCCGGGCGGCCGUUAGGUGUGGGGUUAUGAGGCACUCGGAAUUUUCGGAGCGGCUUGAGGCGGCGGCGGUUGUAACGGCCCCGCCUGGCGGGCGGCGCUGAAGAGAGGGAGAAAUUUCAAUUGUAACAGCAGAUUGUAUGGAUGCUCAUCUACAUGUUUUUGUGGUGGAUAAAUUUCAAGAGCAUACAAGCCAGUCUUUCCUAAUCGAAGUAAUUUAAACAUAAAAAUGCAUUUUUAUAUAGGAAACUGAAAGCAGCAUAAGAAACUGAAAGUAGCAUAACAAAAAGUAGUCAUGGGUAAAAGGAAAGAGGAAACUGUUUCACAGCCUGGGUCCCACAAAAGACGGAGACAAGAAUACACGGGUGAACCUAGUGAUGAGUGUAAUGAAGAGGAAAAAUCACAGCUGUUGGCCGACAGUACUUUUUCUUCACCAUCGACUGUAGGGGAAGUUGGGAUAAUUGAAAGUAUCCAGCUGAAGAACUUCAUGUGUCAUUCGAUGUUGGGGCCUUUUCAGUUUGGAUCAAAUCUCAAUUUUGUGGUUGGAAACAAUGGAAGUGGAAAGAGUUCUGUGUUAACUGCUCUUAUUGUUGGACUUGGUGGAAAAGCCACUACAACUAACAGAGGUUCCUCUUUAAAAGUAUUUGUAAAAGAUGGAGAGUCUUCUGCAGAUAUUUCAAUAACAUUGCAAAACCAAGGUAGAGAUGCAUAUAAACCCGAAGUAUAUGGUGAUUCUAUUAUUGUGAAUCAGCACAUCAAUCUGGAUGGAAGCAGAAGCUACAGACUGAAAAGCAAAUCAGGGACUUUAAUAUCUUCAAAGAAAGAGGAACUUGUAGCCAUACUGGAUCAUUUUAAUAUACAGGUAGAUAAUCCUGUGUCUGUUUUAACCCAAGAGAUGAGUAAACACUUUUUACAAUCUAAAAAUGAAGGUGACAAGUACAAGUUUUUUAUGAAGGCAACUCAGCUGGAACAAAUGAAAGAAGAUUAUUCAUAUAUUAUGAAAACAAAAGAAAAUACACGUCUUCAGAUAGAGCAAGGAGUAGAGCGUCUACGAGAACUUAAGCUUCAUUAUUGCGAAAAAAAGGAACGUUACAAAAGCAUUGGAUUUGUGAAUGAAAUGCGAAAUAAUCUUGAAGAUUUGAAACAUAAAAUGGCAUGGGCAGUGGUAAGUGAAAUGGAAAGAGAAAUACUGCCAAUCAAAGAAUGCAUCAGAACUGAAGAAGAACGUGCAGAAAAGUUUGUUCAGAAGCUAGAAGAAUGUCAGGUAAAAGUAAAUGAAGCAGAAGAAAAGUACAAAGCAAUACAAGACAAGUUAGUAAAGAUAGGUGAAGAAGCACAAGCCCUACAUCCUCAGUGUAUUUCUUCAAAAACUGAUGUGCAGGCAGGAAGAAAAGCAUUCAAUGAAGCUGAGGCCCUUUAUAAUCGUUUCAGAACUGAGUUAAAACGCCUAGGAAGAGAUGAUGAACAGCUACGUAAACGAAUUGAAGAACUGAAAAAUAGUGCUAAUCAGGUUUCCGAGCCCGAAAUGUUGGAAAGACAAAGGAAAAUUGCACAGUUAAAAGAGUGUUUAAAGGGAUUCCAUGACCAAGAAAUAAUGAUUGGUCAACAGAUGGAUCAGUUUCAGCAGGCCAUAUACAAGUACAAGGAAGAACAGGCUACACUGAGAAAAGAACAACAUGAUGUGAAACAAGCACUGGAUGUCAAGUUGAAACAGCUGAGAGAGCUGAAAGAUAGUAAAACAAAUACCUUGAAAAGAUUUGGACCACAUGUGCCAUCAUUUCUUGAAGCAGUUGAAACAGCCUACAGGCAAGGGCGUUUUAAAUACAAACCUGUUGGACCUUUAGGUGCUUUCAUUCAUCUGAAAGAUGCUGAACUUACUUUGGCUGUUGAAUCUUGUUUAAAGGGCCUAGUUCAGGCAUUUUGCUGUGAUAAUCAUAAUGAUGAAAGAAAUCUUCAGAUACUGAUGUCAAAAUAUUAUCCAUCUGGAUUUCGACCUCAAAUAAUUGUAAAUAAAUUUCAGAAUAAAGUUUAUGAUGUUAGACACAGAGGAGUUCAUCAUCCAGAAUUCCCGUCGGUUCUCACAGCACUGGAAAUAGAUGAUGCAGUGGUUGCCAAUUGCUUGAUUGAUAUAAGAAGUAUAGAAACAGUCCUGCUGAUUAAAAGUAGCUGUAAAGCUCGUGAGGUAAUGCAGAGUAACAGGCCCCCAAAAAACUGCAGAGAAGCUUUCACUGCUGAAGGCGAUCAGGUAUUUGAAAGACGAUAUUACUCAUCUGAUUACCUUCGACCCAAGUACCUGAGCAAAGAUGUUGAAGCAGAAAUAAGUCACUUGGAAAAAGAAAUUGAAAACAAAAAGGCACAGCUGAUGACAUCUCAACAACGUUUGCAUUCCAUUGAAAAUGAGAUUAGGCAGAAUGAAGAUCAUCUUCAUCGUCACCGACGACACCAAAAAGAAUUACAGAUAAAAAUAAGAACAACAAGUGCAGAAAUAUCAGAUCUUGAGAAUACAGAAGAACACCAGUCAGUGGAUAUCCGUACAUUAGAAGAUGAAGCUGAAGAAAACAAGAAUAAGAUGGAAUCUGUAAAACGGGAAAUGCUACAACAAAGUGGAAAAAUGGAAGAGCUGAGAAGUAUUCUACAGGCAGCUGAAAAAAGAUUUGAAGAAAUGAAAGAAAAAAUUCACCAGGUAGAAGAAAUUGCUGGUCCAGUUAAGGAUGAAUUAAACCAAGCUGACUCAGAAGUAGAGAACAGUAAACGCCGUUUGCAGCACUAUGAAGACAAACAGAAAGAACACUUGGCUUGUAUAAAAAGACGUAAGGAAUUACUAGCUGCCAAAGAAAAAGAAUUAGAGGAAAAAAUUGCGCAGGCUAGGCAAAUAUACUCAGAACGCAUUGAAGUCAGCAGAACUGUUAAGAGUCUUGACGCAGAAAUGAAUCGCUUGAGAGAGAGGAUAAAUUCGGAAAAAGAUCGCCACGGAAACAGAGAAGAAAUUAUACAACAGUUUUUUGAUGCGAAGGAAAAAUAUGAAGAUGCAAACAGUAAAGUAAAAAAUUUAAAGAAAUUUGUUAAGCUGCUGGAAGAAAUAAUGACGCAAAGAUUCAAAAUAUAUCGGCAGUUCUUAAGGCUCCUUUCUUUACGAUGCAAGCUGUACUUUGACCAUUUAUUACGUAUUCGAGCGUAUUGUGGAAAAAUACUUUUUGAUCACAGGAAUGAGACACUUUCAAUAACAGUCCAGCCUGGAGAGGGAGACAAAGCUUCCCUUAAUGAUGUGAGAUCUUUAUCGGGAGGUGAACGUUCCUUCUCAACAGUUUGUUUCGUUCUUUCCCUGUGGUCCAUUACUGAGUCUCCUUUCAGAUGCUUAGAUGAAUUUGAUGUCUACAUGGACAUGGUUAACAGAAGAAUCGCAAUGGAUAUGAUGCUCAAGGUGGCUGACUCCCAGCGUCAUCGACAGUUCAUUUUGCUCACCCCGCAAAGUAUGAGUUCUCUACCUACAAGUACCCUUAUUCGAAUCCUCCGACUGCAAGACCCUGAAAGAGGCCAAACAACAUUGAAUUUCCGAAAUAGGAAUGAAGAGGAGGAAAAUCAAUAAGUAUAUCUGUGAACUUGAAAUUGUUGGGAGCUCUUCAAAAACAAUCAAUUUAAAGUUCAGCCAUUAGACAUAUGCUUUCUUGAAAUUGCAGGGUCAUAAGAACAAUUAAGAUUUUUUUUUUUUUCAGAGAACAAUUUGCAAUUUCUACAGUUACUUACCAAAUAGCAAUUCCUCAAUAAAAUUUCUUUACAGUUCAAGUUCUAAAUUGACUUGAUAGCUGCUGGGUUUUUUUGUUUUGUUUUGUUUGUUUGUUUUGUUUCUUUUAAGCCACUGCAUGGUGAUAUGUGUUAAUGUUGUUUAGCUUUUACCCAAGCAUGCAUUAAGUUAUAUAGAUGUUCCUACAAUACAGAAGUUAAUGAAGAAUUGAAAGAAACAAACUGGCACAGCCGUUUAAUAUCCUCCUGUAGCAUGACUCUAGGGAUUGCAUUUAGUGACCUUUCAAAGACUUCAGAUGUUUACUUGCAAAAGGCUAGAGUAAUGGACCAACAAACUUAUAACAGCCUUCCUGUGCCUAAGAGGAGGUUACAGAGACAAGCUUUUUACUGAAAUGUAUGGCAAGAGAACAAGAGACAGUGGUCAUAAACUGAAGUGGGGAGGUUCAGAAUGGAUAAAGGGGGGAGGGAGGUGGAAGAGUUCAUGAUGAUGAUCACAGGUAUUAGAACAGGUUGCCCAGAGAGGUUGUAGAAUCUCUGUCCUUAGAGGUUUCAGGGUCUGAAUUCAGGACUGCUCCUGCUUUGGGCAGGAAGCUGGACUAGAGACCUCUGGAAAUUCCAACCAAACUAAAUGAUUCUGUAAUCCUAUGUUUUUGUAAAGUAUAUACUAAAGAAGCUUGCAACUUUUUUUAGGAUUAUGUGAAAUACUGGGGUGGAAGGCAUGGCACCUACAAACAUGGUAAAACUUUUCUGAAAUGCAAAAUUCAAUUCAGCUUGAUUUUUUUUCUGGUAACUAUUACAUGAUAUUGAAUCACAUCUUGACUCUUUUUUUGGUGAAACUAGAAUAUAUUUUGGAACCUUUUACAACAUGAAUUCAUAGAAUAACAUAGUAUUAGUUCCUCCUAAUUUUGUUCAGUAUUGAAGAAAUAAAAUAAGAGUGCAGAGGCAGGGGAGAAGUGUUUAUCUUCGCUGAUACUUUUAUAGUUAGUUGUGCAGAGAGAACAGUUUAAGGAAAAAUAUUGCUUUCCUACUGGGCUAACACUUCAACUUUCUCCCAGGCUUUCUACAGAUUGCUGGAAUAAAUCUUUCUUGAAAUACUGGAGCAGUUAGCAGUGCUUCUUUUGAUUUUUAGUUCGAAUCAUAUGAUGUAUUUAUUCUAAUCUAUCACUGUACUUAAUGAAAGUAUGCCUGACUGUGAUUAUUAUAAGCAACUAUUUUCAUGGUAGAGAGUACUUCUGAAUAAACAAUUAUUGAAGCAGUUA